CCCGAACUUCACAGGGGAAAAUUUUCGGGUUGGGCUGCCUCCUCGACAUCAGAUGCCAAGCGGUGAGCCUUGAAUUUUCUUCGCCAAACAUCUCACACUCACACAACAUUCCUUCUCGACCCGAAUUACGAUAUUUGAACACCAUGGACGCCAGCUCGGAGCCACAACAACGUGAUGCCCUCGCGGAAGGGCGUCGCAUUUACAUGGGCAACCUGCUCUAUUCGGUGCAGCCCGGCGAUGUCGAGGAUCUACUUCGCCAGUCUGGAUUUGCCGAGUCAUUUGAGAAGUUGCACAUCUCAAUCGAUCCCGUCAGCGGCAGGAACCCGGGCUAUUGCUUCGCCGAGUUUACCACCCGUGAAGAAGCGGACCGGGCUCUGGAGGCCCUCCCUGGCAGUUCGCUCUUCAACCGCCAGAUCAAGGUCGGGCCGUGCAAUCCCAAGACCCCUUCUCAGUCGCGCGGUGGCUGGGGCAGCAGCCGGGGUGGCGACCGCAGCGACGGCCACAACCCAACUUUCCAACGAUGGGGUGACUGGAAGGGCGAGGACUCUAGGCCCGCGCGGCGCGAUGGGGAGCAAGGCCCGUACGCCGCCGCUCGCCACUUGGAGGGCAGGAGUCAGCGCCCCGUGGACAAGGCUCAGCUUUACAUCGGCGGCCUCGGCAUGAUGAUCAACCAAGAGCAGCACGAUGCUGAAAUGCAGGAUAUUCUCACAGGCUUUGAGUUCGUCGCUAUCGGCAAGCGGAUCACACCGCGGGCCGAGACCCGGGCGACUCCGGGCAACCACCAUUACUGCUUCGUCGACUUCAGCUCUGCCGAGGAGGCCGAGAGGGCGCUGCAAGAGUUGAACGGGAAGCCGGUAGAGGGCGGGAACCUGCGGGUUUCCGUUCCGAGGAGCAAGGGCCCUGCUUUUGAAGCCAACGGGACCAACUACGGCUGGUCCCGGCAGUCUGCCUCGCCUGCAUCGGGGAGGCGGCCGGAGAAUGGGCAGGAGGGGCAGGAGAGGCCGGAACGGAGAGAGCCGACCGAGAAGCAGAGGACCAUCAUGACCUCCAAUAACUGGCGGUCAAAGUAGAGUAACUGAGGU
This is a messenger RNA of Chaetomium fimeti, 1082 nucleotides long. RefSeq lists its product as uncharacterized. The coding region runs from base 144 to 1070 and encodes 308 amino acids. Lineage: Eukaryota; Fungi; Ascomycota; Sordariomycetes; Sordariales; Chaetomiaceae. The record is from RefSeq and is a predicted model, not a curated record. Gene Ontology annotation, cellular component: cytoplasm; nucleus; ribonucleoprotein complex. The transcript has 2 exons. Gene Ontology annotation, molecular function: mRNA binding.